This is a messenger RNA of Caenorhabditis remanei, 1113 nucleotides long. RefSeq lists its product as uncharacterized. Bases 1 to 1113 code for a protein of 370 amino acids. The record is from RefSeq and is a predicted model, not a curated record. Lineage: Eukaryota; Metazoa; Nematoda; Chromadorea; Rhabditida; Rhabditidae. The transcript has 3 exons.
AUGUGUAAUGUAUAUAUAACAUGCAUUGAUAGUUACAAAGAGUUGUCGGAAUUGAAGAAGUUGACAUAUUUGGACAUUUCCAAGACAGAAAGUUCCCCUAACGAUCGUUAUAAUCCCUUUUGCAAAAUUAUAGACAAGUUGUUGAUUUCGGAUGUUCUAAUGGACCAAUUGAAAUGCAUCGACUGCUCUUGUACUAUUGUCACACGAUUCCAGCUAUUGAGAUUUGCUGAAAGACAUCCGAAUUUGAAGACAAUUGUUGCCAUGGAAAACACGAACGAACCAACGGAAGUUCCUAAUGUCAAUCUUCUGAACUUCUGUGAAACUGGAGAUAUUCUUAAAUCACUGCACUACAGUAUCUCUAACAGAAAAAGCAUUUUUAUAAGGAUUUGUCUACAAGAACUGAAAAGUAUCCUCAGAUUCAAUUUCAAUGACAUGAGUCGAUCGGAACUUGCUGACUCUAUGAAGGUGAUGCUCUAUAUUAUGGAAACACACUACAUCGAUAGUUGGACAAGAGACAAUGCAGUCGGCGUCUUGUCUCUAAUGUUUCAAACGGAAAACUUGGGAAAAUGGUCAUUCCUGCAGAUUGAAAUAGUUUUGAGACGUCUGUUCAAACAAGUGAACGCUAUGAAGAGAACUAUGCAUAUGCACCUCAUCCAAAACUUAUUCGGAAUCGUUGAAUCAAUUAUGAAUGCAGUGACUGCUCGACAACAGAUACCUGAUGCUCUUCUCAGUGUUAUUUUUCUGAAUAUAACCAAAGCUUUCACUAUAGCACCCCACAUGUGUCUAUUUUAUCUUCCAGUUCUGACAAAACUUCAAACGGAAACGAUGAACUGGGAACAACAAUGCAUGAGUGACGAUGUGAAAUAUGUCAUUGCGGUUUUUGGAAUGGUGGAUAAUGUUUUCGCAGAAAAAGAGUAUAGACAUUAUGGCGGAUGCUUGAAAAUAUUGCAAUUUAUCCUGGAAAAAUCGGAGAAAAGUAGAAAAUAUGUGAUUGAAAAGGGGCUGCACUUGAAACUAAUCGAGCACUACAAUGUUUUUGAAGGAAUUGGAAAUCCGCUACGAUUUGAGGUGUUGAAAAUCUUGACAUUUGAUUUGUUAAUCUCAUUUUGCUAA